Messenger RNA from Camponotus floridanus (Florida carpenter ant), 799 nucleotides. RefSeq names its product putative odorant receptor 85d. Gene Ontology annotation, biological process: detection of chemical stimulus involved in sensory perception of smell; sensory perception of smell. Gene Ontology annotation, molecular function: olfactory receptor activity; odorant binding. The coding region runs from base 29 to 799 and encodes 256 amino acids. The record is from RefSeq and is a predicted model, not a curated record. Gene Ontology annotation, cellular component: plasma membrane. The transcript has 6 exons. NCBI's taxonomy places the organism in Eukaryota, Metazoa, Arthropoda, Insecta, Hymenoptera, Formicidae.
CACUGCAACUUAUUUGGUUACAUACGAAAUGGAAAAUUUCUGUGAAUUAAUUAAGUCUCAUGAAGAAGCAAUUAUUCAACAAUAUAUUGACAGAUGCAUUUAUUUCUAUGGUGGAUCUAUCGUCUGGGUCUACUUAACUACUAUUGUGAUCAUUACUGGACCUGCUGCUCUCGAUCAAACAUUUCCGACAAAUGCUGAAUAUCCGUUCGAUAUUUACCAUCAACCGAUAAAAUUUAUUAUCUUCAUAUAUCAGGCUUUUAUAUGCAUGCAAUGUGGUUCCCAAAUAUGUAUGAAUAUUUUCAUAGCCCUACUGCUUUGGUUUACAUCAAUGAGAUUUAAAUUAUUAAGCGAAGAAUUACGAGCAAUUGUAGAUAUCCAUGAUUUAAUACAAUGUAUUCAAAAACAUCAGAAAUUAUUAAAAUAUGCAGAAGAAGUGGUUUCUGUAGUUCGCCCCUUUGCAUUCUUAGCUAUAAGCAUUAGCACUUUUGCAUUAAUAAUAAUCGGAAUAAUCCUCAUUACUCAAGGGCAACCAUUAUCCAUGAAAAUUCAAUGCGUCGGUUUAAUUUUUGGUGGAUUAGCAGAAGUAUUUAUGUAUACAUGGCCAGCUGAGCAUUUGAUUCACAUAAGUAAUGAAGUUGGACAGACAGCAUUUAAUACGCAGUGGUAUAAAUUAUCAAUUACUCUACAAAAAAAUCUACAAAUAAUGAUACAGAAGUCUCAAAAACCAAUAAUUGUCGCAAUACCAUGCGUUAUGCCUACAUUAUCUUUAAAUUACUACGCAUCGAUGGAGGAUAACUAA